GCCGGGGCCGCUCAGACCUGCAGCGGAGCCGCGGCGCCCGCUCGGAUCGGCUCGGGGCUGCGCCCCCGGGACCCCGCGACGGGGGCGGGCGGGGGCGCUCCCCGCCGGCCUGGGCCCCUCGGCAGUGCCAGGUGUGGAUCCAUGGGGUAGUCCCAGCGCAUCUGCCCCUCCACCCCAGCCAGCUCAAUGGGUCACCUGGCCCAGCCCAACCUCAGCACACAGGGCCAGUGAACAGAGCCCUGGCUGGAGUCCAAACAUGUGGGGCCUGGUGAGGCUUCUGCUGGCCUGGCUGGGUGGCUGGGGCUGCAUGGGGCAUCUGGCAGCCCCAGCCCGGGCUUGGGCCGGGUCCCGGGGGCACCCAGGCCCUGCACUGCUGAGGACCCGAAGGAGCUGGGUAUGGAACCAGUUCUUUGUCAUUGAGGAAUAUGCCGGUCCAGAACCUGUCCUCAUUGGCAAGCUGCACUCGGAUGUUGACCGGGGAGAGGGCCGCACCAAGUACCUGUUGACCGGGGAGGGGGCAGGUACCGUAUUUGUGAUUGACGAAGCCACAGGCAAUAUCCAUGUCACCAAGAGCCUGGAUCGAGAAGAGAAGGCACAAUAUGUGCUGCUGGCCCAAGCUGUGGACCGAGCCUCCAACCGGCCCCUGGAGCCACCAUCAGAGUUCAUCAUCAAAGUGCAAGACAUCAAUGACAAUCCACCCAUUUUUCCCCUCGGGCCCUACCACGCCACAGUGCCCGAGAUGUCUAAUGUUGGGACAUCAGUAAUCCAGGUGACUGCUCAUGAUGCCGAUGACCCAAGCUAUGGGAACAGUGCCAAGCUGGUGUACACCAUUCUGGAUGGACUGCCUUUCUUCUCUGUGGACCCCCAGACUGGAGUGGUGCGGACAGCCAUCCCCAACAUGGACCGGGAAACACAGGAGGAGUUCUUGGUGGUGAUCCAGGCCAAGGACAUGGGCGGCCACAUGGGGGGGCUGUCGGGCAGCACUACGGUGACCGUCACCCUCAGUGAUGUCAACGACAACCCCCCCAAGUUCCCUCAGAGCCUGUAUCAGUUCUCUGUGGUGGAGACAGCUGGGCCUGGCACGCUGGUGGGCCGGCUUCGGGCCCAAGACCCAGACCUGGGGGACAACGCCCUCAUGGCAUACAGCAUCCUGGACGGGGAGGGGUCUGAGGCCUUCAGCAUCAGCACAGACUCCCAGGGACGAGACGGGCUCCUCACUGUCCGCAAGCCGCUGGACUUUGAGACCCGACGCUCCUACUCCUUCCGCGUGGAGGCCACCAACACGCUCAUCGACCCAGCCUAUCUUCGGCGAGGGCCCUUCAAGGAUGUGGCCUCUGUGCGUGUGGCUGUGCAGGAUGCCCCAGAGCCCCCUGCCUUUACCCAGGCUGCCUACCUCCUGGCCGUGCCCGAGAACAAGGCUCCUGGGACCCUGGUGGGCCAGAUCUCCGCUGCUGACCUGGACUCCCCCGCCAGCCCGAUCAGAUACUCCAUCCUCCCCCACUCGGACCCAGAGCGCUGCUUCUCUAUCGAGCCCGAAGACGGCACCAUCCGCACAGCCACGCUCCUGGACCGCGAGGCUCGUGUCUGGCACAACCUCACUGUGCUGGCCACAGAGCUCGACAGCUCUGCACAGGCCUCCCGCGUGCAAGUGGCCAUCCAGACCCUGGAUGAAAAUGACAAUGCCCCCCAGCUGGCUGAGCCCUAUGACACCUUUGUGUGUGAUUCUGCAGCCCCUGGCCAGCUGAUUCAGGUCAUCCGGGCCCUGGACAGAGACGAAGAUGGCAACAGUAGUCGUGUCUCCUUUCAAGGUCCCCUGGGCCCUGAUGCCAACUUUACUAUCCGAGAUAACCGAGAAGACGGCUCGGCCAGCCUGCUGCUGCCCUCCCGCCCCGCUCCGCCCCGCCAGGCACCCUAUCUGGUUCCCAUAGAACUGUGGGACUGGGGGCAUCCCGCACUGAGCAGCACUGCCACGGUGACUGUCAGCGUGUGCCGCUGCCGGCCUGAUGGUUCUGUGGCAUCCUGCCGGCCCGAGGCUCAGCUCUCAGCCACUGGGCUCAGCACUGGUGCCCUGCUUGCCAUCGUCACCUGUGUGGGUGCCCUGCUUGCCCUGGUGGUGCUCUUCGUGGCCCUGCGGCGGCAGAAGCAAGAAGCACUGAUGGUACUGGAGGAGGAGGAUGUCCGCGAGAACAUCAUCACCUACGACGACGAGGGCGGAGGCGAGGAGGACACCGAGGCCUUUGACAUCACGGCCCUGCAGAACCCCGAUGGGGCGGCCCCGCCGGCGCCCGGCCCCGCCACGCGCCGCGAUGUGCUGCCCCGGGCCCGGGCGCCGCGCCAGCCCAGGCCACCGGGCCCUGCCGACGUGGCCCAGCUCCUGGCACUGCGGCUGCGCGAGGCGGACGAGGACCCCAGCGUGCCCCCGUACGACUCGGUGCAGGUGUACGGCUACGAGGGCCGGGGCUCCUCCUGCGGCUCCCUCAGCUCCUUGGGCUCCGGCAGCGAAGCCGGCGGCGCCCCCGGCCCCCCAGAGCCGCUGGACGACUGGGGUCCGCUCUUCCGCACCCUGGCCGAGCUGUACGGGGCCAAGGAGCCCCCGGGCCCCUGAGCGCCGCGGAGGGGCAGCGGCACAGGCCCUCUGAGUGAGCCCCGCGCGGUCCAGGCAGGCGGCAGCAGCCCAGGGGCCCAGGCCUCCUCCCUGUCCCUGUGCCCUUCCUUCCCCAGGGCACCCUGGCUCUUCCCUCCUUGUCCUCCUGAGUCUGUUUGUCUCUCUCCAGGGAUCCUUGUCUCUGUCUGUGACACUGUCCUGGUCUGGGUUUUGUGGCUCUGACCCUGAGCCUGCGUCCUCUCACUGUGAUUCCUCUCCGUUCUCUGUGGCUGUUUGUCUCUGCAGUUGGAAAUUCUCUCUCUCACACACACACACGCUCUGUCUCCCUUGCCCACACACAUGCUCUGUUUCUGUCUACUGCCCACAUCUCCCUGCCUUCGCUGGGUCCCUGUGACUGGCUUUUUGAUUUUUUUCUGUUGUCCAUCCCAAAAAUCAAGAGAAACUUCCAGCACUGCUGCCCACCCUCCCGCAGGGGAUGCUCUCUGCCCCAGACCUGCCCGCAUGGUUCCAUCCAUCACUCAUGGCCUCAUCCUGGCUCCACUGGCCUCCAGCAGGGAGAGGGAGCCAGCCGCCUCCCAGGGCGAGAGCUCCAGCCUCCCACAUGGCCGCCUCCCUGGAGCUCUGCCCAGCUGUCAGCCGCCCUGGGCAUCCCAGCUCUGGGCAUUGUCUUGUGUGCUUCCCAGGCCCCAGGGGGAACAGGGAAGGAAAGGGGGAGGCAGCUGGGGAAGGGGAAAGAGGGAGGAAGGGGAGGGGCCUCCAUCUCUAAUUUCAUAAUAAACAAACACUUUAUUUUGUAAAGCUGGA
Microcebus murinus (gray mouse lemur) is the source of this 3409-nucleotide messenger RNA. Lineage: Eukaryota; Metazoa; Chordata; Mammalia; Primates; Cheirogaleidae. The record is from RefSeq and is a predicted model, not a curated record.